UAGGUCAUCAAGGUGUAGAUGGAAAACAUCACCUUCAACAGCUUUGUCCUCCAGCUGGAGGGCCUGAAGGUCACAGAGACCUCGAGGUAUUACGUUUUCCUCUUCUUUUUCUUCUCCUACCUCUUUAUCAUGAUGACCAAUGUGGGCAUUGUGGUGAUGGUGUUCAUGGACAGAAACCUCCAUCAGCCCAUGUACCUGCUGUUCUGCAACCUGCCAGUCAACGACAUGAUGGGAAACUCCAUCAUGAUCCCCCGUCUGCUGUGGGACAUCCUGAAGCCCCCGUCUGAGCGCCUCAUCAGUUACUACGAGUGUGUGGUUCAGGCCUUCACCUCUCACAUGUUCGGCACCACCUCCCACACCGUGCUCAUGAUCAUGGCCUUCGACAGGUACGUGGCCAUCUGUAAUCCUCUGCGAUACGCCGACAUCAUGACCAACCGGAAGGUGGUGACGCUGACCGUUUCCGCCUGGGGGGUGGCUUUCGUUUUGGUGGCGGUUCUGCUCGGUCUGACGAUCCGACUGAACCGAUGCAGGACUCUGAUCGAGAACCCGUUCUGUGACAACGCCUCGCUGUUUAAGCUGUCCUGUGAGAGCGUGGUCAUCAACAACAUCUACGGCCUGACCUUCACCGUGGUCCUCCUGACCUCCUCCAUCGGCUGCAUGGUCCUCACCUACACCAGCAUCAGCGUGGUCUGUCUGACCAGCAAGAACAAGUCUCUGAACAGCAAAGCCCUGAAGACCUGCAGCACUCACCUGUUCAUCUACAUGGUCAUGAUUUCCUGUGGUCUUCUCUUCAUAGUGCUGCAUCGCUUCCCUCAGUACUCAGACCAGAGAAAACUCGUUGCCAUCUUGUUUCACAUAAUUCCAGGGAGCCUCAAUCCGAUCAUCUAUGGACUUCAAUCAAAGGAGUUCCAGCGCUUUUUCCGCUCCAAACCCCGUUGGCCUCGUUUUGAUGCGGCAACUAUGCAGUUUUUCUUUUUUUCACGUUCUAAGGCAUAA
Molecule: messenger RNA, 996 nt
Organism: Oryzias melastigma (Indian medaka)
Lineage: Eukaryota; Metazoa; Chordata; Actinopteri; Beloniformes; Adrianichthyidae
Product: olfactory receptor 146-like
Exons: 1
Coding region: 19-996 (325 amino acids)
Biological process (GO): G protein-coupled receptor signaling pathway
Cellular component (GO): membrane
Molecular function (GO): olfactory receptor activity; G protein-coupled receptor activity
Source: RefSeq, a predicted model, not a curated record